Messenger RNA from Tuber aestivum (summer truffle), 840 nucleotides. The record is from the annotation of a GenBank genome assembly. NCBI's taxonomy places the organism in Eukaryota, Fungi, Ascomycota, Pezizomycetes, Pezizales, Tuberaceae.
ACUCAAAAAACGCAACACAAGCUCACAAGUUCACAUUUUUGUCCUCCUUUGGAGACGCUCAGGCAUGCAUUUUCUCCCCAUCCCAUCGUCUUCUUAUCACGGGCAACCGCCCAACCAUAGUGUGCCACCUUAAUGUUAAAUUAUGCCUUCAGUUACUUUCCUCCUCAGAAUCAGUUUGUAACGACCUCAGAACAAUGACUAAACUUUUCAUCGGGUUCGUUGCGCGCAUUUCCCUCACUUCUCCUACCCAAUCUCUCGCCACUCUUUUCCUUCUCCUCGUACCCCAAAACCAAGCCGUCUUAACCCUACAGCCCCAUUUGGCAACCUGCCACUACCCCUCUCAACCGCUGAACGAAAUUAAUCCCCAAUAGAGGCCUCGCAUGGCACACCGACGAUAAUUCCUUAAGGGCAAAGUUCGAAGAAUAUGGGUCUGUUGAAGAAGCGGUGCGACUUUGUUUUGCUUUCCCCCUUGAUUUAGAGUCUCCGCUUCAUGUUUCGGCCAGUUACUAACAUCUUCCGUGUAAAGGUUGUCGUAAAGGAUCGUGACACUGGCAGAUCCCGCGGGUUCGGUUUUGUGAGAUUCAGUAGCGAUGAUGAUGCUACCACCGCUAUGAAUUCCAUGAAUGACAUGGAGUGCGUACUUUCGCCCCCCAGUAUCACUGAAGUUCCCCAACUAAGCUUCAACCCAACUCUCUAGAUUUGACGGCCGCAGGAUCCGCGUUGACAAGGCUAGCGAUCGCCGCCAAGGCAGGUGUAUUCCGUAAUAGUCCUAGACGUCUACUGACUUGUUUUAUAGGCGGUGGUGGUGGUUCUGGAGGUGGCUAUGGAGGUGGUGGCUAU